GCAAAGGGCAACGGCAAAGGGGGCAGAAGCCGUCGCGACAAAUCACACGGAGAAAUAACAAAAUACUCACCGGAACGGCGAACGAAGACCUGAGAUUGAAUGGAAUCUGAAUACCACAGAGAGAAAUUGCAGAAGUAUCUGGAAAUGAACCACUCGGAGCAACUCCAGUCCAUCAUUCUCGCUCCGGAUCCUCGUCUUCACUACCCUCUCCAUGUCGAUUUCGCAGAGGUUAUGGACGAAAACCCUGACAUUGCUCAGUUCAUCUUCUCGCAGCCUGAUGAUUAUUUGUUGCUUUUCGACGAAGCAGCGGUUCUGGCACAGAAGAAGAUAUCUAGUCAGUUUGAAGAUGCUCUUGUCAAGAGCAACGUACAUGUUCGAAUUAAUGCCUGCGGUUCUCCUCUUGAAUGCCCAGAAACUUUUCCCAGCAUUGGUCGCGUGCGGGUUAAGCAUCGAGGGAUUCUUCUUACGCUCAAAGGGACUGUAAUUAGGUCUGGGCCUGUGAAAAUGAUCGAAGGAGAAAAGUUGUACGAAUGCAGGAGAUGUAAACACAGGUUUAAAGUUUAUCCUGAGGUGGAAACUAGAAAUUCCAUUCCCAAGCCUACAUCAUGUCCAUCAAAGAAGGCUAAAUUUUGUGAAAGCAGAAAUUUCCAGAUUGUGGAAGAUAGCAUGGUUUGCCGUGAUUAUCAGGAAAUUAAAAUUCAAGAAAGUACCCAGGUAUUGGGUAUUGGAGCGAUCCCUCGUUCCAUUCCUGUUAUCUUGAUGGAUGAUCUUGUUGACAUGGUUAAAGCUGGAGACGAUGUCAUUGUUACUGGGGUUUUAAAAGCCAAAUGGUUAUCAGAUUUAAAAGAUGUUCGCUGUGAUCUUGAACCUGUAUUAGUUGCUAAUCAUGUGAGGCGAAUAAAUGAGUUAAAGUCAGAAGUAGACAUUCCCGAUGACAUAAUCUUGAAAUUCAAGCAGUUUUGGAUAGAAUUUGAAGGAUCCCCUUUAAAAGGUCGGAAUGCCAUUCUUAGAGGCAUUUGUCCACAGGUCUUUGGGCUCUUCACUGUCAAGCUUGCAGUCGCAUUGACACUUAUUGGAGGGGUAGAACAUGUUGAUGCUUCUGGAACAAAAGUAAGGGGUGAUUCUCAUUUGCUUCUUGUUGGUGAUCCUGGUACUGGGAAGUCACAGUUUUUGAAGUUUUCUGCCAAAUUAAGCAAUAGAUCUGUAAUUGCUACAGGGUUGGGAAGCACAAGUGCUGGGUUAACUGUUACCGCUGUUAAAGAUGGGGGGGAGUGGAUUCUAGAAGCUGGUGCUCUUGUGCUAGCAGAUGGUGGUCUUUGCUGUAUUGAUGAAUUUGAUAGCAUGAAGGAACAUGACAGGGUGACCAUCCAUGAAGCAAUGGAGCAGCAAACUAUAAGUGUUGCAAAGGCAGGUCUUGUAACGACUCUCAGUACAAGGACAAUUGUCUUUGGUGCAACAAAUCCCAAAGGACAUUACGACCCACACCAGUCUGUAUCUGUUAAUACUUCUCUCUCUGGGCCGCUACUGAGCAGAUUUGAUAUAGUCCUUGUUCUACUAGACACUAAGAACCCGGAAUGGGAUGCUGUUGUUUCAUCACACAUCCUUGAGGCAGAAACAAAGAGCUGCGAUUCUGAGGAGGAUCUGCACAGCAUCUGGCCACUUCCUAUGCUUAGACGGUAUAUUCACUUUGUAAAGCGAAAUUUUCAACCAGUUCUCUCAAAGGAGGCAGAAAAUAUUAUAUCAAGCUAUUACCAACUCCAAAGACGAUUCGCAACAGAAAAUGCAGCCAGGACGACGGUGCGCAUGCUGGAAAGUUUGAUACGGCUUGCUCAAGCACAUGCAAGGCUGAUGUUCAGAGAGGAGGUGACUCAAUUGGAUGCCAUCACUGCUAUUUUAUGCAUCGAGUCCUCCAUGACUACUUCAGCUAUUGUGGAUAGCGCUGGAAACGCAUUGCACUCCAAUUUCGCAGAGAACCCUGAUGAAGAAUAUACAAAGCAGGAAAGACUGAUCCUAGAGAAGUUGAGGUCCAUGGGUGAAUUUCCAGAUAUAAUCCCGCCCCCCGAACUUUGAACAUGAUGGCGUGAACCGCUCCAUGUUGCAGCCUAAAAAAUGAGUGUUUUAUCUUUCUUUUUUUUUGUACUCACCUCAGUAUAUAAAUGUAUUAUGCUUAACUGCUUAAGACAAAUGGUUCAUAUAAUAAUCAUACCUUUUUUGCUUCCAUCCAAAUUCAUCUCCUCACCGGACCACCGAGCACCGCUGGCGGAGCUCCAACUACUAUUGGCUACAACCUCUGU
Cuscuta campestris is the source of this 2294-nucleotide messenger RNA. The record is from the annotation of a GenBank genome assembly. Lineage: Eukaryota; Viridiplantae; Streptophyta; Magnoliopsida; Solanales; Convolvulaceae.